Molecule: messenger RNA, 1962 nt
Organism: Merops nubicus (carmine bee-eater)
Lineage: Eukaryota; Metazoa; Chordata; Aves; Coraciiformes; Meropidae
Gene: SEPHS1
Product: selenophosphate synthetase 1
Exons: 8
Coding region: 15-1193 (392 amino acids)
Biological process (GO): L-selenocysteine biosynthetic process
Cellular component (GO): cytoplasm
Molecular function (GO): ATP binding; selenide, water dikinase activity
Source: RefSeq, a predicted model, not a curated record
CUGUGGGGAGCACCAUGUCUGUGCGGGAGUCCUUCAACCCCGAGAGCUUCGAACUGGACAAGAGCUUCCGCCUGACCCGGUUCACGGAACUGAAAGGCACGGGCUGCAAAGUGCCUCAGGAUGUCCUACAGAAGCUGCUUGAAUCUCUGCAAGAAAACCAUUUUCAGGAAGAUGAACAGUUCCUGGGUGCAGUCAUGCCCAGGUUGGGAAUUGGGAUGGACACUUGUGUUAUUCCAUUAAGACAUGGAGGUUUGUCGUUGGUCCAGACGACGGAUUAUAUUUAUCCUAUUGUGGAUGACCCUUACAUGAUGGGACGGAUAGCAUGUGCCAAUGUCCUAAGUGACCUUUAUGCCAUGGGGGUCACAGAGUGCGACAACAUGUUGAUGCUCCUUGGAAUCAGCAAUAAAAUGACAGAUAGGGAAAGAGACAAAGUGAUGCCUCUAAUUAUCCAGGGUUUCAAAGAUGCAGCAGAAGAGGCAGGAACAUCUGUUACUGGUGGCCAAACAGUGUUAAAUCCCUGGAUUGUUUUAGGAGGAGUGGCCACGACAGUCUGUCAGCCUAAUGAAUUUAUAAUGCCAGACAAUGCAGUACCAGGAGAUGUGCUUGUAUUAACUAAACCCUUGGGAACACAAGUGGCUGUAGCUGUCCACCAGUGGCUAGAUAUUCCAGAAAAGUGGAAUAAAAUCAAACUAGUGGUAACACAAGAAGAUGUAGAGCUAGCAUACCAGGAAGCAAUGAUGAAUAUGGCACGACUGAACAGAACAGCUGCUGGACUCAUGCACACUUUCAAUGCACACGCAGCUACAGACAUCACGGGGUUUGGAAUCCUGGGGCAUGCACAAAACCUUGCCAAGCAGCAGCGAAAUGAGGUGUCCUUUGUAAUUCACAACCUCCCUGUUCUUGCUAAGAUGGCAGCUGUCAGUAAGGCUUGUGGCAAUAUGUUUGGCCUCAUGCACGGGACUUGUCCGGAGACUUCAGGAGGCCUCCUCAUCUGCUUACCACGGGAGCAGGCAGCGCGUUUCUGUGCCGAGAUCAAGUCUCCAAAGUACGGGGAGGGUCACCAAGCGUGGAUCAUCGGCAUCGUAGAGAAGGGCAACCGCACGGCCAGGAUUAUAGACAAGCCGCGGAUCAUUGAGGUCGCACCACAGGUGGCCACCCAGAACGUGAACCCCACGCCCGGGGCCACCUCUUAAUGUAGAGAAAUAGCCCUUUGUUUUUAAAUAGAUCUAUUCCUUUAUCAUCCUACGAUUUAAAGAACUGUAAAAAGAAAAGAAAACUUGUUGUGUCUGCACAUCUGGUGGCCUUAGGUCAGUUUAUGAGUGGAUACAAUUAAUGAAAUAAAAUCCAUUGCCUUUUUUUCCUGUUACAUUAACUGAAGAUGCACCUAAUCUUGAGGCAGCUUCUGAGUUGAGAAUUAUAUUGUUAUCCAAUACUGUUGAUUCAUUUUGAAUCUUUAGACACUUAUCUCUUGCCGCAUAGGCUCUUUUUAAAGGUGCUUUCACGUAGCACAGACAUUACCAGUAGUAGUGUCAAAUAGCAGUUUGUGUCCUUUCAUUAUAUGUAUAUUUAUCAUAUCUAAUUUUGAUGCCUUGAGUGAUAUUCCAGAAAGGCAAUAAAUUGAUAAGCAACACCAUGGGUAUACCCAGUAGUACAAUGGUUGCAUGAUUAUGUUCAAUCUUUGAUUUUUGGGGGUUUUUCCUUUUUUUUUUUUUUUUUUUUUUUUUUUCCCUAUUAAGGUUUAGUCUUAUCAAGAGCAUCUACGACCCUGGACAUGGCUUGCUAGUGCACUCUGUUUAAACUGAGCAAGUGCAGACUUUGCAUGGAAAGCGCUUCAGAGUCGAAGGAGUCAUUUUUAAUUUCAUUAUUGUAGACCUGACAAUAUUUACUGUAUUAUCAAUGAUUGUUUUCUUUAUUGAUAGGAAAAAUAAUUCUUUUUUUGCAAUGUGAUCGGAUGUGCUAUAG